This is a messenger RNA of Hemicordylus capensis (graceful crag lizard), 2236 nucleotides long. It is a transcript of the gene PIP5KL1, whose product is annotated as phosphatidylinositol-4-phosphate 5-kinase like 1. NCBI's taxonomy places the organism in Eukaryota, Metazoa, Chordata, Lepidosauria, Squamata, Cordylidae. Gene Ontology annotation, molecular function: phosphatidylinositol kinase activity. The coding region runs from base 214 to 1734 and encodes 506 amino acids. The transcript has 10 exons. Gene Ontology annotation, biological process: phosphatidylinositol metabolic process. The record is from RefSeq and is a predicted model, not a curated record.
AGGAGGACGGACCGUGAAGGAGAAGAGGAGACUCAUUGGAGCGGAAGGGAAGGACUCUGCCAUUCUGUGCUCCCCGAUCUCUCCGAUGCAAGAACUUCUCUGGAAACGUCGCCAAGCAAAGAUAAGACAAGCGUCCGUAGCCCAGACGUGUUUGUGUGCAUCCUCCCAGCAGCCGUCUCUGCCUGGUGUUGGAUCCUGCUGCUAGAAUCGGCCAUGGAGUUGCAGGUAGAGCCCUCACAGCGGCAGGUGAGGAAGCAGAUGAGAAAGCGGCACUCUCGAAUCAGCAAGUAUCGGCUCCUUUGGCGGAUCCGUGAACAGUGGAAGCUCUUGGGCUUCUUCGAGAUCAACCAGGACCACGAAUUCUAUGAGCUGACGUGCAUGUUGAAGAAGGGUCUCCAGGCGUCUGUCCAAGAAGCCAUCGAUACGCCACAGACAACGAAUGUUCUGAGUGAGGCGAAUUAUACUGCAGUGCUUAAACAGACCCACGAGGUAGGAUCCAGUCAUGACUUUGAAAUGCGGACGUAUGCCGGCCCUGUGUUUGCCCACUUCAGGAGUUUGAUUGGCAUCAUUGAUACGGAUUAUCAGAAUUCUCUGUGCUGUGAGCCCUCAUACCUGCAAUUCAUCAGCAACUCCAAGAGCAGCGCCGACUUCUUCCUCACCAAUGACAAACGCUUCUUCCUGAAGACCCAGAGCAAGCGAGAGGCCAGUUUCCUCCGCUCCAAUCUGUCCAAGUACAUCGAAUACCUGACAAACUACCCUCACUCCCUCUUGGUCAAAUUCCUGGGGCUCCACAGCAUCACUGCUCCCCCGGAGAAGAAGAGAUACUUCAUCAUCAUGCAGAGUGUCUUUUACCCUCAUGAGAGGAUCUGCGAUCGGUAUGAUCUUAAAGGGUGCCAACUUGGACGCUGGACGGAUGCUGCCCCUGAAGGCAGCCAAGUCAUCGUUGUUUUCAAAGACCUCAACUUUGAAGGGAAAACCAUCAAUCUCGGAGACCAGCAACGUAACUGGUUUCUGCAGCAGAUGGAGUUGGACACCAAGUUCCUGAAGGCCUUGGACGUGAUGGACUACAGCGUCCUGGUGGGGUUGCAACCUCUCCAUGAGGACGAACAGAUCCUGAACCAGAAGGUAGCCAACAUCAUCGCCACCACAGCAGUAUCACUCAGUCCGGGCCCCUCCCAACCCAAUCUGUAUCCCGAGAUCUCUGAAAUCCAGGACGAUGGCGUGGAGUCGUCCUUCGCCACACGGGCCUCCAGCGCAGAACGUUUGUUUAGCAUCCUUUCGGGGAGCAGCCGAACGACCAUUCAUCACUUACUGACCUUCUAUAUGACUCAGAGAUCCAGCUUCGCGAUCCCCUGCACACGAUUCUCGGUCAACGAAAACACGUUGCGGCAAAUCCUCACCCCUGAAACGGGACCAGGCAGCACCUUUGACUUCGAGGCUCCUGGAACGGACACGAGCAUGCCCGAAAUCAGCCUCCCCAGCAUGAUGGACACCUUCCCCAUGUCCCAGAACAGACGCCUCCUGUCCAGUUCUCGCAACCCCCUGCAUGUGAUCGACGGGCCCGACUACCGCUACUUUGUGGGCAUCAUUGACCUCUUCACGGUGUACGGUUUCCGCAAGAAGGUCGAGCACCUCUGGAAGAGCAUCCGCUUCCGAGGGCAGAGCUUCUCCACGGUGAACCCCGCCUGUUACGCCAGGCGGCUUUACCAGUGGGUCGAAGAGCACACCACAUGAGCAUGGGCCGUUGUGGGUGGUGGCAGCAAUGGGGAAAGUGUGUACAUCCUGGAGGGGAGAGUGAAAACAAGGAUAUGGCCACAGCGAUGCCUAAGGAGCUGAAGCUGUAACGGCAAGCGGGACGGCAGGCAAGCGAAACCCCAACUGUGCCGAGAGCUGGUUUCUGCCGCUGUCUUGCACGGAUUCCCUGCACGCCACUUAGCUGGGGGACACAGAAUCUUUCCACAAUGACCUGGGAGUUCGAUCUGAAUCCUGGAGGUCGCGUUGUGCUCCACAGCUCAGGUGGAGAAGACAGGAAUCAAUCUACAUGAGUGUGCAAGCUCAUAGUCCAUCUUGAUCUUGGAUAUCAUCCAGCGGCAGCCUCGAUGAGAUCAGCAGGAGUCAAGGGUCAGGAAAAAGGAGGCAUCUGAAGGACCCAAAACAUGGUGGCAUAUCAUCCCACUGAUGACCAAGAAGCAUGGGGUGGUGGAAUUGCUUCUGAUUAAAUCUUAUAGCCACUCCA